Messenger RNA from Naegleria gruberi, 1227 nucleotides. RefSeq lists its product as uncharacterized. The record is from RefSeq and is a predicted model, not a curated record. Gene Ontology annotation, biological process: protein homooligomerization. The coding region runs from base 1 to 1227 and encodes 408 amino acids. The transcript has a single exon. Lineage: Eukaryota; Heterolobosea; Eutetramitea; Acrasida; Naegleriidae. Gene Ontology annotation, molecular function: protein binding.
AUGGGAAAGAAGAAAACCAAACAACCAUCAUCAUACACAUCCGAAUCAUAUGCAACUAGUUCUUCUGCUUAUGACGAUUCACAAAUUAAAAAAGAUUUGGAACAAACAAGAAAUCAAUCAUUAACUCUAAAAGAUCAAUUAGAUUCCAUAUUUGAUCACUAUGAAAAACAAUCAGUGAAAUUAAUGCAAGUUGAAAAGGAUUUAAAUGACAAGGAAAUUGAAUUAAAUAGGAAGGAAUCUGAUCUCGCUAAAAAAGAAGAAACAUUGAAACAAGAAGAAGAAAGAAUUAAAAAAGAAUUUGAAGAAGAAACCAAAGAAAUUGUCAAAGACUUGAAAGAACGUGAAGAAAGAAUAUUUAAUUUGGAAACAAAAUUAUCACCAAGCACAACCAUUGAAACUAAAUUAGGAAAGAAUCAAGUUGUAAAACUUAAUGUUGGUGGUAAAAUAUUUGCCACAAAUUUAGUAACUUUAAAAAGUGUUAACGAUACAUUCUUUACUGGUUAUUUUAAUGAUUUAUUUAAUCCAACAGCAGAGGAAGAUGAUAAUUCAUUCUUUAUUGAUAGACCCAAUGAACAAUUUCAUUUAAUUUUAAAUUAUUUAAGAGGAAUUGAUAUUUCAUCUAAAUUAUCAAGUUUAAAUGAACAUGAUUUGAAUGAUUUUAUUGAGGAAAUUGUUUAUUAUCAAUUAACACCUAUUUAUGAAAUAUUACCUAUAAAUGGAAAGAAGAUAUUAAAAUCAAAAUAUUCAAUUGAUUGUGGAUAUAAAGUUGAAUUUGAUGCAAAGUAUUGUUCAUCAAAUAUUCAAAUGGACUCUUCCACUAGAGUUAGGGGAAUACAUAUUUAUAAUGGACAACCUUAUGCAGGUGUUUUAGGAACUAGCACCAAUUUAUUUAAAGUUAAAUUAAUUUCUAACUGCACUGAUUUAUAUAUUGGUUUUGCACCUCGAACUAUGCAACUUGACCGUCUACACUAUCCAUCUGGUUACUUUUUAAAUACCAGAAAAGGAGUUAUAUUUUCCAAUGCCGGGUUUGGAAUUAAUUAUUUUGGACGAAAAAUUGAAGAUGGUUCAAUUAUUGAAUGUGAAUUGAAGGAUGGGAAAAUAUCGUACAAGAUUAAUGGUUCUCAAAAUGGUACAGCAUUUACUGGCGUACCAAAUAAUCCAGAAUUAUAUCCUGCAUUUUCCUUUAAUCCUAAUAAUGGUCCUGUAUUUGAAUUCAUUAAUGACUAA